CUGAGGAUCACUUGGGGCAGCUGUCAGUUAAUAUGACUGCGUUUGUCGGCGCGCAUGUGGUUGAGUCUGCGUGUGGCUGUGCGAGUGUGGGAUUCUGAGUUUCCGUCAAUGUGCAGUGUUUGGUGAGAGACUGGGUUGCGUGCUUGUGUGUGAGAGGGCCUGUGACCGUACGGGGACUGGGUUUGGGGAAGGUGUCUGUAGGGUUUAAGACUGUGUGUGCCUGUGUGAGUGUGAGAGUGGGUGCCUGGGUUUGCGUGUGCCAUUGUGUGACUUCAGCGUGGCAGGGCGAGAGUGAGAGACUUGAGUUAUGUGCGUGUCUUGUGUCCUGUGUCAGACUGUGUGAGAGUGGAGCUGUGUUGUAUCUCGGGGACCAACUUCAGUAGUCAGUGGGACUGACCUUUCUACUUAAUGUCCAGCAAAGACAGACCCACCCCAACACACUUGUCUUCCCUUCCUUUCUGUGCUCUAGCAUCCCUGUCAUUGGUCUACUGCUUAUUUUCUGUUUCCCUGUCUCAGUUUCCUUUUAUUUCUUUUUCUCUCCCUACUACUGUCUUCCUAGAGCUGUCAGUCAUCUGUGUCUCCCACAGUUUUGUCUCCCCAGGUAUCUCUGUGUAUCUGCCUCUCACAUCCUCUACAUCUCUGUCUCUCUCUGUACCCCUGUGCCUAGAUCCCCUGUUCACCUUUGUCUCUUUGGCUACAUGGGGGCCUGGAGCAGUGACGAGAUGUGGGAUCUGCCAUUCUAAGAGCACCCUGGAAGAGGUGACUUAAACCAUUAUGAGGAUUUGCUUCUGGGGAAUGCUGCGACCCCAUCCCAGGGGCAGAGUGCUAAGUGUCUGUGUGUCUGUGUGUGGUGUGAGGGUAUGGGUAUGAGUCUGAGUGAGGAUGUCUGAGUGUAUCUGUGUGACUGUGAGUGGCUAUAUCUGAGAGUGUGUGUCUGAGGGUAAGUGUGGGUCUUAUAUAUCUGGCACCAAGGGACCAAAGGCAUUUCCUGAUGCUGGGGCCCAAAGAGCGGAGGGGGAGAUGAGCAGCAGCUGCUCAGGGUUGAGCAGGGUCCUGCUGGCUGUGGCUAUAGCCCUAGUGUCCGCCGCCUCUCCCUGUCCCCAGGCCUGGGGCCCCCCAGGGUUCCAGUAUGGGCAGCCUGGCAGGUCCAUGACACUGUGUUGCCCUGGAGUGACUGCUGGGGCCCCGGUGUCCUGGUUUCGGGACGGGGAGACAAGGCUGCUCCAGGGACCUGACUCUGGGCUAGGACAUGAGCUGGUCUUGGCCCGGGCAGACAGCACUGACGAAGGCACCUACAUCUGCCGGACCCUGGAUGGUGUACUCGGGGGCAUUGUGACCCUACAGCUGGGCUACCCCCCAGCCCGCCCUGUUGUCUCCUGCCAAGCAGCUGACUAUGAGAACUUUUCCUGCACUUGGAGUCCCAGUCAGGUCAGCGGUUUACCCACCCGCUACCUCACCUCCUACAGGAAGAAGACUGUACCAGGAGCUGAUGGCCUGAGGAUGAGUCCAUCCACAGGACCCUGGCCAUGCCCCCAGGAUCCUCCAGGGGCUGCCCGCUGUGUAGUUCAUGGGGCCGAGUUCUGGAGCCAGUACCGAAUAAAUGUGACUGAGGUGAACCCCCUGGGGGCCAGCACACGCUUGCUGGACGUGAGCUUGCAGAGCAUCUUGCGCCCUGACCCUCCCCAAGGGCUUCGCGUCGAGUCGGUUCCUGGCUAUCCCCGCCGCCUGCAUGCCAGCUGGAUGUACCCUGCCUCCUGGCCCCGCCAGCCCCACUUUCUGCUCAAAUUCCGACUGCAGUACCGUCCAGCGCAGCAUCCAGCCUGGUCCACGGUGGAGCCGGCUGGAUUGGAGGAGGUGAUCACGGAUGCUGUGGCUGGGCUGCCCCACGCUGUACGGGUCAGUGCCCGGGACUUUCUGGACGCUGGCACCUGGAGUGCCUGGAGUCCUGAGGCCUGGGGGACUCCGAGCACCGGGCUCCUGCCGGAGGAGAUACCGGCUGGCGGACAGCCACAGAAGCAGCUGGAGGAGCCGCCUCAGGCAGACAGCCCCGCUCCCCCCAGGCCCUCCCUCCUGCCAGACCCACGGCCACUUGACCACAGAGACCCCCUGGAGCAGGUAGCAGUGCUGGCAUCUUUGGGGAUCUUCUCUUUCCUGGGACUGGCAGCUGGGGCCCUGGCACUGGGGCUCUGGCUGAGACUGAGACCAGCUGGGAAGGAUGGACCCCAAAAGCCUGGGUUCUUGGCUCCAGUGAUUCCAGUGGACAAGCUUCCAGGGGAGACCACGAAAUCAGUAUGCUGAGAAGAGGAGUGGUGCUGUGCAGGAGGCCAUGGAAGAUGGAGAGAGAUGGACAAAUGGGUAGAAUCUUUGGAAGCAGCAAGUGUGUGGGUUGCAGAAGUCCUGCUUGUGUGGAGUCUGCAUGAGACUGUGUGCUGGAUGGCAGAGACUGAGCGGAAGAGUGAUGAUGAGGGGGAGGGAGUCCAUGGUGGUUCUGUGAUGUGUAUGUGAGCCUGUGUGAGGCUGUAGCUGUCUCUUGUUUAUGGCCACCUGAAGCCUUCAUUUUUUAUAUCCAGAAAUUUCUUCCUUUCUGUUGUGUAAUAAAGAAUUUGACUGGUUUUUGU
Messenger RNA from Neomonachus schauinslandi (Hawaiian monk seal), 2618 nucleotides. It is a transcript of the gene IL11RA, whose product is annotated as interleukin 11 receptor subunit alpha. Bases 1021 to 2298 code for a protein of 425 amino acids. Gene Ontology annotation, molecular function: protein binding; cytokine receptor activity. The record is from RefSeq and is a predicted model, not a curated record. Gene Ontology annotation, cellular component: membrane. Lineage: Eukaryota; Metazoa; Chordata; Mammalia; Carnivora; Phocidae. The transcript has 13 exons.